Messenger RNA from Solanum pennellii, 2197 nucleotides. RefSeq names its product nucleomorphin. The coding region runs from base 597 to 2072 and encodes 491 amino acids. The record is from RefSeq and is a predicted model, not a curated record. The transcript has a single exon. NCBI's taxonomy places the organism in Eukaryota, Viridiplantae, Streptophyta, Magnoliopsida, Solanales, Solanaceae.
UUCUGUGGGACUCUCUCACUUUAUUAUUUUAAAAAAAUAGGAAAAACCAAAGUUUUAGCUGACAAAUUUGUUGAAAAGUGAAAAACUAUGGGCAGUUUUUAUCUGUAUAAUCACAAAACCAAGAAUCCUCCCACAGCUUGAAAAACCAGCUGCUCAAUCUUGUAUAAAACUUUCCUUUUCUCUCUCAUUUUCACUUCUCAAAAAAACAAACAACCCCACACACAAAAUUGCUCUCAAAACAUAAAAAAAAACUAGUCUUGUUUGCUUUUCUUGAAGUUUUAGCUGCUUUUUGUUGCAAAGAUUGAAUCUUUAUCCAGUGAAAAAUGAAGUCUUGGUAGUCUGGUGAUGUUUACUUAACUUUCUCUUUAGAAUUUAAGCUAAUUUUUCCUCUGGUUUUUGUUACCAUUUUGUGUUCAUAGGGUUAAGAGUGUUCCUGUGGGAGUGAUGGUUUUUGUGCUUAUCAUAACAUUUUGCCUUGUGGGGUUUUGAAAGUUUUGAUUUUUGUGGUUUAUCAUAAGAUUUUGCCUUGUGGGGUUUUUGAAAGAUUUGAUUUUUUGUGUUUAUAAUAAGAUUUUGAAGUUUUUUUGAUGAUUUAGAUGGAUUCUGGUAGUUUAUAUUCAAAUAUGGGUCCUGGUAUGUUGGGAUUAGAAAUGUCAUUGCAUCAUCAAAUCCCUCAACAGAACACUCACCAUCACUUGCAUCAACAACCUCCACCUCCACCUCACCCCCAGCCCCCACCCCACCACCACCCCAUGGUUUCAUUUGCACAUCAAGAAAAUAAUGAUAACCAACAACAAACAUUGAGGCAAGUUUUUCCAUUUGGUAACAACAAGGCUAAAAAUCAAAGCUUGAAUUUUAGUGAUGAUGAUGAACCUGUUCCUGGUGUUAGUGCUGACAAUAAUAGUACUGAUGAUGGUAAAAGGAAUGGUAAUAAAACUUGUCCUUGGCAAAGAAUGAAGUGGACUGAUAAUAUGGUUAGGUUGUUGAUUAUGGUGGUCUAUUAUAUUGGUGAUGAAGUUGGUUCUGAAGGGAAUAACAACAAUGAUUCAAGUGGAAAAAAGAAAGGUGGUAGUGGUGGGGGUGGGGGUGUAGGGGUUUUGCAAAAAAAGGGGAAAUGGAAAUCAGUUUCUAGAGCUAUGAUGGAAAGGGGUUUUUAUGUGUCUCCACAACAAUGUGAAGACAAAUUCAAUGACUUGAAUAAAAGGUACAAGAGGGUUAAUGACAUUCUUGGAAAAGGUACUUCUUGUAGAGUUGUGGAGAAUCAAAAGUUGCUUGAAACAAUGGAUCAUUUAUCACCAAAAAUGAAAGAAGAGGUGAAGAAGUUGUUGAAUUCUAAGCACUUGUUUUUUAGAGAAAUGUGUGCUUAUCAUAAUAGUUGUGGUCAUAAUGGUGGUAGUGGGAGUGGAGUUGCUAAUCCACAAGCUCAUCAAAACCUAUCAGAGCAGCAACAACAGCAACAGAGGUGUUUGCAUUCAUCAGAAAAUACAAAUCCAAGAAUUGGUGCUAGUUUAGUAGUAGGGUCUAAAAUGCCAAAAGGGGGGGAAAAUGACGAGGAGAACGAGGACGAGGAGGAUGAGGAUGAAGAUGAGGAGGAUGACGAUGAUGAGGUGUCUGGUGCAAGAGGAGGACACGAACACGACCAUCAGAGCCACGAAGAGGAGGACGAUGACAUGGAUGAAAGAUCAAGAAAGAGGCAAAGAAAGUUGGGAACUUCAUCACCAAUGGUACAACAAUUGAGUACUGAAUUGGCUAAUGUAGUCCAAGAUAGAGGGAGGAGUCCACUUGAGAAGAUGCAAUGGAUGAAAACUAAAAUGAUGCAAUUAGAAGAACAACAUGUUAGCUAUUUGUGUCAAGCAUUUGAGCUCCAAAAGCAAAGGUUGAAAUGGAAGAAGUUUAUAAGCAAGAAGGAGAGGGAAAUGGAAAGGGAUAAACUAAUCAAUGAGAGGAAAAAAUUGGAGAAUGAAAGAAUGGUGCUUUUGUUGAAACAAAAAGAGCUUGAACUUCUUGAUUAUCAUCAACACCAUCCAAACAAUAACCAUAGGAAUAGUGACCCUUCUUCUGUUACUGGAUGAUGAAAAAAUUGUACAAUAUUAUCAGGAACUAAGCUAAUAGAUCAGAUAUAUUAUGUAUAUAUAUAGUAUGUAUAUAUGUUUUUCCUAAUUUGAAUCUUGAAUCAAAGUCUUUUGUUGCUUCUUAA